AUGAUUCUCGCCAUCUUUACCUACUCAGCCGUGGUCGUCGGUCUGGUAUACCUUGUCUUUACAUUCCCCAGGCUACAACAAGAGUGGAAGCUGUAUUCCCACCGCUCCCAGCUGCCGCCGGGGCCCAAGACCAUCAGGACCGGCCUCAAGAAGCCAUGGCUCUGGUUCCGGGAGCUGAGCCGGGAGUACGGCGACGUCGUCUACCUCCAGAUGGGACCGACGCCGACCAUCGUCCUCGGCUCGGCCCAGGCGGCGUGGGACCUCCUCGAGAAAAGGGGCGCCGUCUUCUCGUCGCGGCCGCGCUUCAUCGUGGGCGGCGAGCUCCUAUCCGGCGGCAUGAGGGGCCUCAUGGCCCCGUACUCGCCCUUCUGGCGGCGCUGGCGGAAGCUCCUCCACGGCGGCUUCAUGCAGAGGCGGAGCGAGACGUACCGGCCUGUCCAGUGCCUCGAGUCGAGGGUCCUCAUGCACGAGCUCCUCGCGAGCCCGGGGGACUUCCGGAGGCAUCUCGAGAGGUACGCAGCCUCGGUCAUUGUAACGGUGACGUACGGCAGACGGGUUGAGGACGUUGCGACGGACGUCGUCGUCCGGAGGAACGCCGAGUCCAUGGGCCGUCUCACCUCGGUCAACAUCCCUGGAAGGUUCGCGGUCGAACGGUACCCCGUCCUCAAGCAUGUCCCGAGCUUCCUGGCCCCAUGGAAGGCCGAGGUCUUGAGGCAGAGACAGAAGGACAUCCGGCUCUACACGGAGCUUAUGGACGAAGUCCGGCGCAAGGUGGCCGACGGCGUCGCGCCGGCCUGCUUUGCAAAGCACCUGAUACAGGAGCAGGCCGCCCUCGGCAUGACGGACCUCGAGAUCGCGUACACCGCGGGAUCGCCCUUUGGGGCUGGCGUUGAGACUUCGGCCGGGUCCCUGGCUAGCUUCUUCCUCGCCUGCGUCAAGUUCGGUCCGCGAUUCAUACCAAAGGCGCAAGAGGAGCUCGACAGGGCCGUUGGGGGCGACAGGCUGCCGACCUUCCAAGACCUCGACGGCCUCGCGUACGUCCGGGCCAUAGCGUCCGAGACCCUACGCUGGCGGCCGGUCGCCGUGCUCGGGGGCACUCCCCAUGCCAGCACGGCGGAUCAUGUGUAUAAAGGCAUGUUCAUACCAAAGGGGAGCACCGUCAUCGCGCCCCUGUGGAGCAUCCACCUCAACGAGGCCGAUUUCCCAGAGCCCCACGAGUUCCGGCCGGAACGGUUCGCGGAGCAGCGCGAGUAUCCGGGGACGCUCGGCCACAGCGCCUUCGGCUGGGGCCGCCGCGUCUGCCCCGGCAUGCACCUCGGCUCGGCGUCGGUGGCACUCAACAUCGCGCGGGUGCUCUGGGGGUUCGCCGUCGGGCCGGCCAAGGACGAAAAGGGGAGGGAUGUCGACGUCGACAUAUUCGCGUAUUCAGACGGCUUCAACUCGAGCCCGCUGCCGUUCCCGUGCUCAAUCACCCCCCGGUCUCCGCGCCACGCUGAGGUUAUUGGAGAGGAGCAUGAGAGGGCCUUGGAAGAGCUGAGAGCGUAUACUGUUGGUCCCGGCAAGGCGUUCUAG
Messenger RNA from Colletotrichum destructivum, 1572 nucleotides. Its product is annotated as Putative cytochrome P450. The coding region runs from base 1 to 1572 and encodes 523 amino acids. The transcript is spliced from 6 exons. Lineage: Eukaryota; Fungi; Ascomycota; Sordariomycetes; Glomerellales; Glomerellaceae. The record is from RefSeq and is a predicted model, not a curated record. Gene Ontology annotation, molecular function: monooxygenase activity; iron ion binding; heme binding.